AUGAUGGGGUAUCAUGGAAGGCUUGUUAAUUAUUUUAAAAAUUGUUGCAACAUAAAUAUAUUUAAUGUUAAUGACAAUAGUCAUUUGAAGGUUGAAGAACAAAUCAGUAGAAUGAUAAAGGACCCUAAUUUAAUACCAAAUGAUAAAAAAAUCAUCGGAUUAUAUUGUGAAAAGAAAAUAACUAAAUCUAUGUUAAUUAAAUAUUUGGAAAGACAUGACAAACCGCUGUUACGAGGGAAAAUACAUUUAAUGAUACUAUUAUUUUCACCUAUAUGGAUAUUUUAUAUGUUGCAUUUAUCAAAAACAUAUUCAGCAAAAAUGUUCACAUCUGUAGCAUUAAUAUGUAUUCUUUUUAAUUCGUUUGCUUCUUUUUUGCUUCACAGUUUUGAAUGGUCCCCUAAAAAUUAUUUCUUAAUUGAGAAAUUGGAUCACAUUGGAAUAUUUUUAAUGAUUAGUGGCUCAGCAUUUCCUGUGGCAGCAUUAUUACUUAAUAAUAUAAAAUUAUUAUAUUAUAUAAUUAUACAUUCAUUAAGCUCACUUUUAGGAAUUUUAUGUAUUUGUUGUAGUUACUUUUCAACUGGGAAUAGAGCUAAAAGAGCAUUUACAUAUGUAAUGGCGGGACUUUUACAUGCAAUUUUUUUUAAUGAUUAUAUAAUUUUAUUAUAUGCCAGAGAAUUGGCAUUUUUAAUUAUGAUUGGUGUUUUAUAUGUUUUAGGUGCAGUUAUAUAUUCUUUAAAGAAGCCAAAUAUUAUUAAUGGCGUUUUUGGAUUUCACGAGCUUUUUCAUGCUUGUUGCUUAGGAAGUGUUUUAUUCACAUUUGCUUUGAACCGUAGUGUUCUAAUGAGAAAAUCUUAG
Molecule: messenger RNA, 855 nt
Organism: Plasmodium yoelii
Lineage: Eukaryota; Apicomplexa; Aconoidasida; Haemosporida; Plasmodiidae
Product: hemolysin III, putative
Exons: 2
Coding region: 1-855 (284 amino acids)
Cellular component (GO): membrane
Molecular function (GO): signaling receptor activity
Source: RefSeq, a predicted model, not a curated record